AGCAGUGCGCAUGCGGACACGCCCUUUUCCUCUCAGCCUGUCCUCGCGCUAACCUGUACUCGAGACAGGAAGUGAAGAGCUUUGUUCUUUUGUAAACAGCACGGCUUUGGGAAACUUAACUCGCGCUAAGAAACAAGUAUGCACGAACAGGCGGAAAAUCAUAACGUUCGUCGAAAGGAUGACGAUUAAUUCAUCUGACUGCUGACGAGGCUGAGAAAAGCGCGAACUUUCGGCGAGCGCGACUUAGUAGCUCAAGUCGACAGAAGGCGUCUCGCGCUGCUGCGUUAGCUGUGUGUGUGUUAGCGAGUGCGCGCGCGCGCGCGUGACAGACAGCAGUAACUAAUGCUAGCUAAGUUGAGUGAUUAAACUCGCUAAGUCACAUAACGCGGUUAAGGCGACGCUUAAAUGUUACCGUUAUAACUUGACGUGACUGAUAACGGGGAGCUCGAGUUUUGAAUAAGAGAGAAGUUUUCGCUUGUUUUUGGCGUUUGGUUUUCAAAUUUCCCUCCGUUUUGUUGAGUCUUUGGGAGUUUAAGCUAAUAGGCGGCUGGCUAACAGGCCGCAGGGACUCAACAUAGCAACCGUAAUCUCUGGAGUUUGGUGUCGUUUAACUGGUUUGUAAUUCCGUGAACUUUCCGGAGCCUUGGAUAUAUAAUUUGUGUUGAUUUGAGUCAAUCAUGGAUCCUCCUAUCUCUGGGAAUUCAGCAUCUGCUGCCGGUGCUUCUUCAAAAAAAGACAAAAAACCGAAGAAGAGCUACGAUGAAGGAGAUGGGAAGAAGAAAUUUACCUUCAAAAGACUCAUUCCCGAUGAGCUGGAGCGGUUCACAAGCAUGCGAAUAAAAAAGGAGAAGGAGAAGUCAGGCUCGACAAGUCAGAGACAUUCCUCUGCUGUGCUUUAUGAGAUCCCAUCCCAGGCUGCCAUGCUGCAGGACCACAGUGAUGACUACAUACUGGAGCUCUUUGAGCAGAUGCUGGUGGACAUGAAUCUGAAUGAGGAGAAGCAGGUGCCGCUGAGACAGAAGGACAUCGCCAUAAAGAGAGAGAUGGUCUCUCAGUACCUACACACAUCUACAGCUGGCCAGAGCCAGAAAGAGAGUUCCAAGUCUGCUGUGAUGUACAUCCAGGAGUUGAGAACUGAACCUAGAGACACACAGCUGCUGAGCUGCCUCGAGUCUCUACGCAUCUCCCUUAAUAACAACCCUGUCAGCUGGGUGCAGACGUUUGGACAGGAGGGCUUGAUUUUGCUGCUCACCUUCCUCAAGAAACUUCAGGAUGAGAAAGAGGAGUACCCGAACUCUGGUGUUGGAGUAAAGUGCCAACACGAGAUCAUCCGCUGUCUCAAAGCCUUUAUGAACAACAAGUACGGUUUGAAAGCCAUGUUGGCAUCAGCUGAUGGGAUUCCUCUCCUGGUCCGAGCCAUAAAUCCCAGCAUCCCUCAUAUGAUGGUGGAUGCUGUCAAACUGCUGUCAGCUAUCUGCAUUCUUGAUCACCCUGAAAACCUUCAUGAACGUGUACUGGAGUCUAUAACUGCACUGGCUGAGGAGAGGGACAUAGAGAGAUUCCAGCCAUUACUGUCUGGCCUGCACAAGCCCAAUAUUGCUCUCAAGGGAGGCUGUAUGCAGCUCAUCAAUGCUGUGAUCAGCAGAGGAGAGGAGCUCGACUUUAGAAUUCACAUACGCUCUGAGCUGAUGAGACUGGGCAUGAGGGAGCUGCUCGCUGAGGUGAGGAACAUAGAAAAUGAAGAGCUCCGUGUGCAGCUGCAGGUCUUUGAUGAGCAGGCUGAGGAAGACUCCGAAGACCUGCGUUCUCGCCUCGAAGAUGUGCGCAUUGAGAUGGAUGACAUAUCAGAGGUGUUCCAGGUGUUACUGAACACCGUGAAGGAUUCAAAAGCCGAAGGCUACUUCCUGUCCCUCAUGCAGCACCUGCUGCUGGUGCGCAAUGACUACUUGAUUAGGCCACAGUACUACAGAUUGAUAGACGAGUGUAUAGGGCAGAUCGUGCUCCACAGGAACGGCUGCGAUCCAGAUUUCAAAUGCAGAAACCUACAACUGGACAUCGAAGCACUCAUCGAUAACAUGGUGGAUAAGACAAAAGUAGAGAUCAGCGAGGCCAAGGCCACAGAGCUGGAGAAAAAGCUGGAUGCAGAGUUGACCGCACGCCAUGAGCUGCAGGUGGAGUUUAAGAAGAUGGAGGGCAAUUAUGAGCAGAAAGUGCAAGAGCUCAGUGCUGAAAAAGAAGCCAUUGGAAAUGAAAAAGUGGGCAAAGAGAAAGAGAACCAAGAGCUGUCUGGAGAAAUCAGCCAACUCAAAGAAAAGGUUGAGAAAAUGGCUAAGGAACUUGAUGACGCCAAGAGGAAAAUCAGUGCCCAGCGUGACCUUUCAGCACCAGCCUCAUUGCCCCACAAAACUCCACCUCUGCCUGGCCAAUCAGGCAUGCCUCCUCCACCACCUCCACCCCCACCUCUGCCUGGCCAAUCAGGCAUGCCCCCUCCACCACCACCACCCCCACCUCUGCCUGGCCAUGCAGGCAUGCCCCCUCCACCACCACCACCCAUGCCAGCCAUGAUGGGACCGCCACCACCUCCACCUCUACCUGGGCAGGGAGCUGGGAUGCCCCCUCCACCACCUCCAUUACCCGGUGCUCCCGGUAUGCCUCCACCUCCGCCUCCACCCCCAGGGCUUCCAGGAAUGCCACCCCCUCCUCCAAUGCCUGGAAUGCCUCCUCCACCUCCAGGAGGGUUUGGAACCUGGGCUGCUCCAGUACCACAAUUACCAUUUGGCCUGAAGCCCAAGAAAGAGUACAAACCAGAGGUGCAGCUUAAGAGGGCCAACUGGAGUAAGAUUGCAGCUGAGGAUCUUUCAGAGAGCAGCUUCUGGGUGAAAACGAAAGAGGACCGCUUUGAGAGUAAUGAGCUCUUCUCCAGACUCACUCUGGCGUUCUCCUCCCAGACCAAGAGUGAGUUUUGUAAAUUCACUGUGUUACUAUGUUCAUGA
Messenger RNA from Tachysurus vachellii, 2993 nucleotides. Its product is annotated as protein diaphanous homolog 1. Gene Ontology annotation, cellular component: actin filament; cytoplasm. The record is from RefSeq and is a predicted model, not a curated record. Gene Ontology annotation, biological process: actin cytoskeleton organization; actin filament polymerization. The transcript is spliced from 17 exons. Gene Ontology annotation, molecular function: microtubule binding; actin binding; small GTPase binding. Bases 678 to 2993 code for a protein of 771 amino acids. NCBI's taxonomy places the organism in Eukaryota, Metazoa, Chordata, Actinopteri, Siluriformes, Bagridae.